CCGGCCUCUCAGAAAAAAAAUGCUAGAACAUAUGGCCCGACUUCCCAAAUAGUAGGCUAAAGGACGGGGUCACAAACCAAUGAAACGGAUGAGGAGGUGGGAUCACCGCUUUCAUCGCGCAAGAAGUACCGUUACAGGGCAGACUUUUUGUCCAAUCAACGCCUCCAGACUUUGGGUCAGGUGACCAUAGAGUGCGGGGGGCGGAGCUACAGUCUGGCGCGAGGAACCGUUAAGAUGGACAACGAAUAUAACCAAUGAGGUACUCUGACUAGGGCGUUGGGAACCCAAUAACAGUGGUCGGGCGGGCGCCUUCCCGGAGCGCGGGGAGAUGUAAAGACAGACAAAUAGUUUUCCCAAUGAGACUGUAGAAGAGAGGAGCUAAUUGACCAAUGAAGACUGCGGGGCGGGACCCUCUGCCGCGGCGGAGUCCAAGAUGGCGGCGUGCGGUUCCGCUGUGUGAAACGAGCGCGGGGCGGCGGGUUAAUCAGUUCCGCGGAGAAGACCUCCGACGACCCGCUACAAUGAAGGGAAAAGAGCGCUCCCCAGUCAAGCCGAAACGCUCCCGUGGUGGUGAGGACUCGACUUCCCGCGGGGAGCGGAGCAAGAAGUUAGGGGGCUCUGGUGGCAGCAAUGGGAGCAGCAGCGGAAAGACCGACGGCGGCGGCGGGUCGCGGCGCAGCCUUCAUCUGGACAAGUCUAGCAGCCGAGGUGGUAGCCGAGAGUACGACACCGGUGGGGGCAGCUCCAGUAGCCGCUUGCAUAGUUACAGCUCCCCAAGCACCAAAAAUUCCUCGGGCGGGGGCGAGUCGCGCAGCAGCUCCCGGGGUGGAGGCGGGGAGUCACGUUCCUCUGGGGCCGCCUCUUCAGCUCCUGGCGGCGGGGACGGCGGGGAAUACAAGACAUUGAAGAUAAGCGAGUUGGGGUCUCAGCUGAGUGACGAAGCGGUGGAGGACGGACUGUUUCACGAGUUCAAACGCUUCGGUGAUGUAAGUGUCAAAAUCAGUCAUCUCUCGGGUUCUGGCAGCGGGGAUGAGCGAGUAGCCUUUGUGAACUUCCGGCGGCCAGAGGACGCGCGGGCGGCCAAGCAUGCCAGAGGGCGUUUAGUGCUCUAUGACCGGCCCCUGAAGAUAGAAGCUGUGUAUGUGAGCCGGCGCCGCAGCCGCUCCCCUUUAGACAAAGAUUCUUAUCCUCCAUCAGCCAGUGUUGUCGGGUCCUCUGUAGGUGGUCACCGGCACCCCCCUGGAGGAGGUGGUGGAGGCCAGAGAUCACUUUCCCCUGGUGGCGCAGCCUUGGGAUACAGAGACUACCGGUUGCAGCAGUUGGCUCUUGGCCGCCUGCCCCCUCCACCUCCGCCACCAUUGCCCCGAGACCUGGAGAGAGAGCGAGACUACUCGUUCUAUGAGAGAGUACGCCCAGCCUACAGUCUUGAGCCAAGGGUGGGAGCUGGAGCAGGUGCUGCUCCUUUCAGAGAAGUGGAUGAGAUCUCACCCGAGGAUGAUCAGCGCGCUAACCGGACGCUUUUCUUGGGCAACCUAGACAUCACUGUGACAGAGAGUGAUCUAAGAAGGGCUUUUGACCGUUUUGGAGUCAUCACAGAAGUAGAUAUCAAGAGGCCUUCUCGGGGCCAGACCAGUACCUAUGGCUUUCUUAAAUUUGAGAACCUAGACAUGUCUCACCGGGCCAAACUAGCAAUGUCUGGCAAAAUUAUAAUUCGGAAUCCUAUCAAAAUUGGUUAUGGCAAAGCUACACCCACCACCCGCCUCUGGGUAGGUGGCCUGGGUCCUUGGGUGCCUCUUGCUGCCCUGGCACGGGAGUUUGACCGAUUUGGCACCAUACGCACCAUUGACUACCGCAAAGGGGAUAGUUGGGCGUAUAUCCAGUACGAAAGCCUGGAUGCGGCUCAUGCUGCCUGGACCCAUAUGCGGGGCUUCCCCCUUGGUGGCCCAGAUCGUCGCCUUAGAGUAGACUUUGCAGACACAGAACAUCGUUACCAGCAGCAAUAUCUGCAGCCUCUGCCCUUAACUCAUUAUGAACUGGUGACAGAUGCUUUUGGACACCGGGCACCUGACCCUUUGAGGGGUGCUCGGGACAGGACACCACCGUUACUAUACAGAGAUCGUGAUAGGGACCUUUAUCCUGACUCCGAUUGGGUGCCACCCCCGCCCCCAGUUCGUGAACGCAGCACUCGGACUGCAGCUACUGCUGUGCCUGCUUAUGAGCCACUGGAUAGCCUGGAUCGCAGGCGGGAUGGCUGGUCCUUGGACCGGGACAGAGGUGAUCGAGAUCUGCCCAGCAGCAGAGACCAACCUAGGAAGCGAAGGCUGCCUGAGGAGAGUGGGGGACGGCAUCUGGAUAGGUCCCCGGAGAGUGACCGACCACGAAAACGUCAUUGCGCACCUUCUCCUGACCGCAGUCCAGAAUUGAGCAGUAGCCGGGAUCGCUACAACAGUGACAAUGAUCGAUCUUCCCGUCUUCUCUUGGAAAGGCCGUCUCCAAUCAGAGACCGACGAGGUAGUUUGGAGAAGAGCCAGGGUGACAAGCGAGACCGUAAAAACUCUGCAUCAGCUGAACGGGAUAGGAAGCACCGGACAGCUGCUUCCACUGAGGGAAAAAGCCCUCUGAAAAAAGAAGACCGGUCUGAUGGGAGUGCACCCAGCACCAGCACUGCUUCAUCGAAGCUGAAGUCCCCUUCCCAGAAACUGGAUGGUGGGACAGCCCCUGCAGCAGCAGCCUCUCCCAAACUCUGUUUGGCCUGGCAGGGCAUGCUUCUGUUGAAGAACAGCAACUUUCCUUCCAACAUGCAUCUGUUGCAGGGCGACCUCCAGGUGGCUAGUAGUCUUCUUGUGGAGGGCUCAACUGGAGGCAAAGUGGCCCAGCUCAAGAUCACUCAGCGUCUUCGUUUGGACCAGCCCAAGUUGGAUGAAGUAACUCGACGCAUCAAAGUGGCAGGGCCCAAUGGUUAUGCUAUUCUUCUGGCUGUGCCUGGAAGUUCUGAUAGCAGGUCCUCCUCUUCCUCGGCCACCUCAGACACUGCCACCUCUACUCAGAGGCCACUUAGGAACCUCGUGUCCUAUUUAAAGCAAAAGCAGGCCGCUGGGGUGAUCAGCCUCCCUGUGGGGGGCAACAAAGACAAGGAAAACACCGGAGUCCUUCAUGCCUUCCCACCCUGUGAGUUCUCCCAGCAGUUCCUGGAUUCCCCUGCCAAGGCACUGGCCAAAUCUGAAGAAGAUUACCUGGUCAUGAUCAUUGUCCGUGCAAAACUGGUGAACAACGGAUGAAGAUACAGAAUUCAAAGCUCUAAUGGACCUUUUUGAAGAGAAGUUGUGGCUUAUGUGGAGUUUACAUGGGCCUCUUGAUGGAAGAAAGCUAAUCUGUUUAGUAUUUGUGCAUUUUACUAAAAUGGCAGCUUAAAGUUGUGUAUCUGCUAUUGUGAUGCCAAUGCCGGUGUUUUAAGUGGAAAAAAAAUGACCUUGCUUUGUGCUGUGUACACAAGAUUUCUGGAAAAGAAAAACCCUUUUUAUGGCUCACACAGCUUAAAAGUAGCUGUCACUCAAACGUGCGCUCACAGUUGAGCUGCUUUUGUUUUAUUCUAAAUAAAUUGUUUCUUUUGAGGAAAAUGUUUUUCUGCCUGGAAGUGAAUUGACGGCAAACCUUUGACCCCUUUGUUUGCAGCUGAGGGGGUACUUGCUGCUGCUCAGAUCUUGUAUGUCUUGAGCAAGAAGCAGGGAGACCAUCAUUUUGACUAUCACAGUGUGUCAAUUCUGAAGGAUCACUAGUGUUACUGUGACCCCCUUUGUUUGCAGUGAAGGGGAUCAUUUGCUUCUCAGUCCUCAACUUUAUGAGGAAAUGGUGCUGUUUGCUGGCACGCAAGAAGCCGGGGCAAGCACCGUAAGCCUCACCACAGUGCACGAGUCGGGGGCUUUGCUGGUUUGAAGAGCCGGAGUUGCUGAAAUUUAAGUUUUGAUUUAUUUUGUUCACCCAUCACGUUUGGCCUUAGUUUCAUUUUUAAUUUGAAGAAAAGUUUGAAAUUGCUUUAUCUUGCUCUUAACAUUUGCACCAAAUUGCCAAAAGAAGGAGAAAUGCUCCGCUUGCUUUUUAAAUGUUAAUGAUGAUGUUAAUAAAGCCUUUCCUGACACAUUUGAGGAGCUCCUCCAUCUUCAGGGGCUUCUUGCCAGAGUUAUGCAGUGAUGGGUUUAGUUCUGAAUGGAUGAAGAGUUCCUGAGAGCUAGCGUUUGUAAUUAGAACCGUUACUUGGUAUCUGUGCCUUAUUUGACCUGUGGUUCCACAUGCCUUGGAUGUGCAUGCACCGUGACGGUUUCAUAGGUACGAACGCACACUCAGGCCCAGUCACUUCGGUUGGUAGUACAGAUUGUGAGGAAAAAAUGGAGGCAUCCUUAAGGAGGAAAAAGUGUUUGCCUUUAGUUCCUGCAUUAUCCUGUACAGGGGCUCCUGAGCUUUGGAAGCUGUUUCCAGUACAGGAGAACAACUCCCCUGUUUGCAGCAGGAGACUUCGGUGCACAGUGACAACGCUGGAGUUCAAGAGGAAGCCAGCAGUGCUGCACCAUUGGCUUCAGACACCAUUGUUGUUUGCCAGUUUUAAACUUAACUAGUUGCAGACGAAGACCACCUUGAAAUGCAGGCUUGUUGGGCUUGUUUUGAAUUUUAACCUCGGAUGGAAGAGCCCUAGUGCUGUCUGUCUCCAUGCGGGAUGAUGAUUACUUAGGCAACAGGUGAUUAUCAACAAAGGAUGCCACGCUUAUACUCUGCAAGGUGGUGUUCCAGUGGCAAACAGCUGUAUAAACUCUUGUAAACAGGAACUACUGACAAUCAAAAACCUAUAGCCGACUUUGGGAUAUGGCUUUAUUAUUCAGCAACUAAAAGAUGAGUUCUAAUUGGCAGACUUCUGGCAUUGGCAUUUGUCCUUCUGUUUCUGUAGAAACUGGGUUGGAAGUCAGAGCUGCACAAAGGGAAAGGGUAAGUUUCUUUUAAACUCCAUAUUUAUAAACCCGUAUUAACUGUGGCAUGGUAUCAGUUUUCACAUAAGGAUAUAUACAUCAGUGUACUAGAAGGCAAAUAUGAACUACUGAUUUUUACUUGAGUGGAAACUGACAUCAAGUCAUUAAAUGUAAUAGGAGGGUUUGAAUAUGGAUUUAUUUUUCUCGUGACUCUGACUUCACAUUUCUUGAAGCAGUGAACUCAGUAUGAUAAUUCUCACUUUCACUUAUAUCUCAUUUUGGGAUGAUAAAAUUGGUUUUUAUCCUCUUAGAUCUUUAUUGUCAUUUUCUGGUAAGUGAAAAUCGGGGUAUAAAAUAUGUACAGAGGACAUUUAAAAAGUCUGCAUGAAUUGUAAGUCUCUUCUCUGGGGCAAAGUCUGAUUCUUUCCAUUAUAAAACAAGUACUGUACAACUGACUAGUUUUUUAGCUUCUCUCCUCUCUUAGCCAAGCAGGACGAGGUCGUCUGUUGGGCACAUACAUGUGUUCUCAUCCAGGCAGACACCCAUUAAUCGCAGAACCUAAGACACCUGCCAGUUGGUGAGUUAUCUUAUUACUAUGGCUUCAGAGGACUAUGCUGCACAGCUGGGGCAUUUAGGCUUGACAUGGUUUAAUCAAGUGUGAUAAACUCCUCUGAUCUACAGGUUGGUGUUUUUAAAUAAUUUAUACUCAACUUUGACUAGUUGGGAUAUUGAAGGAAGGUAAUAUUAGCUCUUGUUCUUUAAAACUUAUCUAUCAUUUCCUUGGUCCUGAAAUACUGCUCUUAAGGGAUAGAUUUCUCUUUUCCUUGCUAAAAGAAUGUUGAUGUUGGUUGACACCAACCAAAGAGUGGGACAUCUUGGCUUUAUUUUGGCCCAAAUUGUUAGUUUUGUAAAAAUAGUGUAAAAGUGAAAGUUGGAAAUUUUUCAAUAGGGAAAGUUAAUUCAGUUUUGAAAAUUUCACUUCACAAGUCCUCGGUCAGUUAAUGCCUGAAAGUGGAUUUUCAUUAAAACUGUAAUGCCUCCCUUCUUAAGUACUACUGUGUAUCCUAUUUGUUUCUAUUUGCUCACUGGAGCUUGAAUGAUGUAAAAAUAAAUUGAAUUUGUGACUGUUGGUAAACGUGGAUAGAAAAAACUUUAGUCUCUAGCUGCCUGCUGUCAAGUAUCCAGACAUGCAGAUGUGUCUUUACUCCUUAGUAAGGGUGGCCAGCUUGUCCUGGUUUUAAAACGGAGAGUCAUAGAUCCCAGGAACUCACUGAUUUCCAGGCAAGCCAGACAGUUGGUCACCCUGUCUUAUUCUCUGCAUGCCUGAAACAAUGUCACUAGGUUGUUAUUGAUCAUCGUUUUGGAUAGAAGUAGAUUUUUACGAUAUGUUAGCUUCUGUUGGAAUGUACCAGAGAGUAAGUUCUUCUUUUUAAAGAAAUGAUAGUCUUAUUUGUCUCAAUGAUCCUAGGUAAUGCCAGCUUCCCUCUCAUAGAAAUAAAACAUGAAUUUUAAACUGAUUGAUUUAAAAGGUGAUUACAAGGACUGUUGUUGUUUUUCAUUUGUGUCCCCAUGUUAAGACCAUGGGUGAUAAAUGUGAGACAUUUAGGUAGAUAUUUGUGGUGAAUGAGUAGCCAAAUGAGGCAAAUAUAUAUGUAUAUAUGUCUUAAAGCCUUAUACAAGUAGAUUCUGUUUUAAGAGAAACACUCAAGGCUUUUAAGAAGUAUUGGGCUUUGGUUUUAUAAUGAGGUCCUCAGAGAAACUAGGUUUGGAUUUUUAAAAAUUACAUCUAAAAUCAAAUAUUAAUACACGGUGUGCUUUUGUUUUUCUCAUGGAAAAAGCCAGUUUUACAAUUAGGCAAGUUUAUGUGCUAAGGAGCUAAUUUUUUGCAAACAAACAUAGCAUCACAUAUGUUAAUAUGUCUAGAUUAUUUGAAAAAUAUCACAAAUUAUUUCAGUCCAUUUAAGUAUAAUUGUUGCUUUUAUUAAAUUUUAAACUUUUAGAAAAUCAUUAAAGAAGAAAAGCCAGGGGCUGUGAUCUAAUCAGCGUUGUUAAUUAGUUUUCAGAAUUGGCUCCAUUAGGACUAGCUUUGUAACUUUAGGCAAAUAACUUGGUCUUAAUUUGCUUUUGUCCUUAGGUGUAAGACAGGAAUAUUAAUACCAAUCCAUCUUCCUCACAGGAUUGACAUGAUGCUGAUGAGGUAAUAGGUGGGAAAGAACUUUAAAAACUUAAAAGUACUAUAAGGUGGAGUUUUAUUUAUUUAUUUAUUUAUUUAUUUAUAAAUUUAUUUAUUUUAUUUAUUUUUGGCUGCAUUGCGUCUUCAUUGCUGCACGCAGUCUUUCUCUAGUUGCCGCGAGCCGGGGCUACUCUUCAUUGUGCGUGGGCUUCUCAUUGCGGUGGCUUCUAUUGCGGAGCACUGGCUCUAGGCGUGCAGGCUUCAGUAGUUGUGGUGCGCGGGCUCAGUAGUUGUGGCACACGGGCUUAGUUGCUCCGUGCGGGUAGAGUUUUAGUAUCAGAAAUAGUAUUUCAUGAACAACGUAUAUAGAAAAUUCCUUUUCCAGUGGUGGUAUGACAUUUUCUUAGAGUAAGAGCAGCAAGAAAUGGUCUCUUAAUAGUUUUAAAUAUCUCAGCGAGUAACUGUGAAGAAAGUAUUACUGAACUUUUAUGUUCAAAUUAUCAUGGCUCUACUAAAUAUGUGUAUUUAUAGAUAAUACUUUAUAAACAUUUCAACUAAUAUUUUAGUAUUGAGGAAUUAUAAGUGGCACAUACUUAGGCAUUACCUUCUUUGGUCAGGGUUGGUGAAUAUUGGAAGACCUAAAAAAGUUCAUUAUCUUUAACAACUACAUUCUUAUUGCAUUGUAGCAGAUGUGUUUUGUUGCUUUAAUUUGUUUGUUUGUUUUGGUUCUUAGGUAUUUUGCAUCCUCUUUUUCAUUUCAAUCUAGAUAUUAAAAGUUUUUGCCAAUUUGAGUUGGAACGAAUUUAUUAUAAGAUAACUGCUUACAAUUAAAUUAGCUUCGUAAUCCUGUGACACUUUCAAGAAGCCAGGGUUGUCUGAAGGGGAAAGUGUAGGGUUUUCUGUCAGUUUGUGUUUGAGUUAUGACUCCUCUACUUACUGGGUGUUUAAUUACUUUGACCUUAAGUUUAUUCAUGUGUAAAAUAGUCAUCAUAGUAUUUUCUUCUAAAGUUUGUGAAUAUUAAAUUAAGAUUAAAUAUAAAAUGUGUCUGCCUCAGUGACUAGUAUGUAUUAGAUGUUGAAAUAAAGUUCUUCACCAGCCUACUUCUCCAAACACAUGCUAAGCCUGUUUGUUUCCUCUUUGUCCCAUGGGAUAUCUUGAGGGGGAAGGAGAUAGAAAAUCAGUGUACUCUUGCUUUUCUUGAAACCCUGUAUCUGUCCGAGAUAGUAUUUCUAGAUUAUGGUUACUUAGAAAUGUGUUAACAUCUUAUACUAUUGUUCAAGGGCAGGAGUAAAUGAAUAGGAACAUUUAAAGUUAAUUGUUAAUAUAGUGAAUACAUUAGUUAUGAAGUCUUUAGCUUCCUGUAGUCUAGGGAGUCAGUCUUUCUUGAUCCACACCGCCCAGGUUUAGAGGGGCUAUUAGCAUGGAGUAGGAUGAAGAACUGCUCUGUUGUGUAAGAGUCAUAAAGCCUAUGUAAAUCAGAAUUCAACUUGGAGUUCUUUAGUUGGUUCUACUUUUACUGUUUUGUGGGUUAUUUUUAUUUAUUUUUUUGGCCGUGCAGCUUGCGGGAUCUCAGUUCCCCAACCAAGGAUUGAACCCAGGCCAUGGCAGUGAAAGCCCUCAAUGCUAAGCACUAGGCCACCAGGGAACUCCCUGUAGUUGGUUCUGCUUAAAAUGUAUAGUUUGCUUUCAUAGGAGGAAAGAAUCUAGUUGCCCUAGGUAGUUAAAAGUCUUUUGAGAACAGUUAUUGCUCAAGAGGGAAGGGGGGACGGAUGAGAGUGGUUCCUAGUAAAUCAUUGAUUUUCUUAAUCUUGUGCUUUGAUGUAGAAAGAAGAAGAAAGGAAAUUAUCAGCUACUGUGUAUGAAGGGUAUUUUGCUUGGUACA
This is a messenger RNA of Balaenoptera acutorostrata (minke whale), 9011 nucleotides long. It is a transcript of the gene RBM15, whose product is annotated as RNA binding motif protein 15. The transcript is spliced from 3 exons. Lineage: Eukaryota; Metazoa; Chordata; Mammalia; Artiodactyla; Balaenopteridae. Gene Ontology annotation, biological process: regulation of alternative mRNA splicing, via spliceosome. Gene Ontology annotation, molecular function: mRNA binding. Gene Ontology annotation, cellular component: nucleus. The record is from RefSeq and is a predicted model, not a curated record. Bases 390 to 3278 code for a protein of 962 amino acids.